This is a messenger RNA of Cuscuta epithymum, 4666 nucleotides long. NCBI's taxonomy places the organism in Eukaryota, Viridiplantae, Streptophyta, Magnoliopsida, Solanales, Convolvulaceae. The record is from the annotation of a GenBank genome assembly.
CACUAAUCCAUACAUUUUGCAAAAGCAUAUACUCCGAAGACCAAUUGCAUUCUUUUGCCUAGACCGGUCUGGGUCAGUACUCCUCAGUACAAGUGUGGGGAAGCUCUCAAAAACCAAUCCGUGUCGCUUCAUAUUCUUCUCUGGAAGCCAAACCAGCUGGCCGGCCAGUCUUCGUAAGCGAGCCAGAUCUGCUUCGGAGGCCAUUGGCGAUGAGAGUUGCCGUCGAGAGAAGUCGAGGUCCUUCCAUAGUUGCUGUGGUUUUCCUUGAAAGAGGGGGCGAUGGAGGGGAAGAGAGAGUGAGCUUUUCAGCGUUUGAGGUUUGCAGAAUGUUAUGCCUAUGGCGGUUGCUGUCCAGCUUGUCUCAGAGGAGAAGGAAACUUUUUAAAGAAAAAUAAAUCCCACACCGAUACCGGAGCUUUCAGCCUCUCCUCUGAGUGCCGAUAAAUACGAGUGAGCAGUAGAGCAGAAAACCACCCAACAGUUGGACUCACGGACUGUUCUCGGUCCUGUCCCGCUGGGUCUAGUGUGCUGCCCGUUUCGGGCCGGCCUCCGGUUUGGCGCUCCCGGUUUGGGCGCCAUAGGGUUAGGUUAGGUUUAGGCUAGGGCUAGGCCUAGUUUAGGUUAGGGUUUAGCUUAGGUUAGGUUAGGUCUAGGGCCGGCGCGCUGGGGGCGUUAUGCUGCCUCCGCGUAGUCCGGUGCGCCGGGGGCGUUAUGCUGCCCGGGUGGCGCCGCGUGGCGCCAAACCCCCCGUGGGGGGGGGUAAGGGGGGGGGGCAGAAGCAAGGGUGCGAGGGGAAAGGGGGACUGGAAGGGGAAGGAAGGAAAGGGAAGUGAAAAGGAACCGGAAAGGAAAGGGAAAAGGAACCGGAAAGGAAAGAAAAGGAACCGGGCAAGAAAAGGAACUAGGAAAGGGAAGGUAAAAGGGAAGAAAAGGGAAGAAAAGGGAAUAAAUGGGAAUAAAUGGGAAUAAAUGAUAAUAAAUGAUAAUAAAUGAUAAUAAAUAAUAAUAAAUAAUAAAUAAUAAUAAAUAAUAAUAAAUAAUAAUAAAUAAUAAUAUAAUAAUAAUAUAAUUAAUAAUAUAAUUAAUAAAAUAAUAAUAGUAUAAUACUAGUAGUAUAAUACUAGUAGUAUACUAGGAUAAUAUACUACGGAGUAGUAUACUAGGAUAAUAAUAUUAUAUUAAUAAUAAUACUAGUAUAUUAAUAUAAUAAUAUAAUAUACCUUCUCUCUAUUCUCUUCCUACGGUAUAUUCCUUCCCCUUUCUAAAUAGCACUUUGCCAAUACCAACUUACUGAUGUAUUGUGAUUCACUUUAAUAUUUUGUGAUCCAAUUUGAAUCAAUUCUUUGUUUGAAAUGUGUUUGUUAAAACUCCUCAACGAUAUUUCUUACAUGUCUGCUCUUGGUUUUAUCACAUUCUGAUGUUAAAAAAACUUUUUUCUGUCAAACCAGGAAACAACUAAUAUAUAUUCACAUGUUUGGUUUUCGUUAAUUUUUGUUAUUAUUUUAAAUUUUUGAUGUACUAAUACUAGUUCAUCCUUGGCUGUCAGGCUCAUAACACCCAAAAAUAUGAAGUUUUCACAUCAAUAUAACCUAAGGCCUCGGAUUUGUUAGUUUUAGCUUUGACUGAAUUGGGUGAAGAUUUGAACACACUUGAAGAUUUGAAAGUGAUGUUGAUGCUAUGAUGAUGUUCUGUUGUUAUUUUUUAUAUAUUCCAUUAGGGAACACGAAUUCUUUCUAUUACACUUUCUGUACCCGUACCUAUUAAUUUAAGCACAAUAAUAAUCUUAAAAAGAUUUUCUUGGAUACAUGCCAAGAAAAUGACUACUCCAGGGACCAAUUUUAUUAGUCAAAAUGAUGAGUAAAGUUGUUAUUCAUAUUUAUAAUGAAUUAUAUCUACUAAAGUUAUAUCUAUUAACUGUCAUGUCAUUUUCAGUUUUUAAUUAAGUUUUCAAUUAAGUUAUUUUAAAAGCUAGCAUUUUUAUCUACUUUAUUUAAUAUACAUUCUAAAUUAGGAAUUAUCUUAGUCUGAGGAACAAUGUGCAGGAUUACACAGUCUCUGCAAUCAAUAUAAUAUUUAUGAGUGCAUAUAAUGGGUAGCCUCCUUAUGUUUUCUAAAGUAGAGAUAAAAGAGAGACUUUGGUGAAUCUUUGAAUUUCUUUUUAAUUAGUCAAUAUUUCUAAUAUCAUAACUUUUUCUUUAUUCUAUAUCAUAUACUAUGUACAUAUAUAUUAUUCAUUUUUGAUUGAUUGUUCUUCACUAUCACAGAAACUCGGCUUAGCAACACUUCAAUUCACCAUAAUUUGUUUCACAUUUCAGAAAACCAGUGAAGCAUUAUUUGUGUAGGGGCCAUAUACGACUCAUCUAAAUCACUGUGAUUGAAUUUUCAGUUUUGGUUGUCAAUGUUUAAAUUCCUUUUUAUUUCUAGAUGAUUAGUGGGCUGAAAACAUUGGUCUUCUUAGUUUUAAUUGCAUGUGUGUUUUUUGGGCUUGGAUUUAAAGAGAAUCAUGACAUCAAAAGAGAAUUUUGUUUUUAGCCUACGGUUUUCUGGAUGUCAAUUCAUAGGUUAAUUCAUAGGUUAAUGAUGUCAUAAUCAUGCCUAAAAGCACUGUGUUUCAGCUCACACUAAAAAAUCUUGGCAUGGAGUUGGUGUUUGUGAUCUUGGCAUGAAACUUCUUAUUUUCUCGACAAGGUUGCCAUAAUGGCAGAAGAUAAAAAAAAGUAGAAGAAUCAUUAGUUAAUCCAUGGAGACUUUGUAAUGUGCAACAAGAGGAAGAGCCCAAAUGUGUGUUUGCAGUCCCAAUUUGGGCAGCCGCAUCACUAUUCACUACUCCACAUUGCCGAGUCACAAAAACAACAACAUGCUGUGUUCCAAGCCCUACUAUCUGAACAUUCGCUUCAAAUUUCAAAUCUCAACCGCAGCAGAUACAAUCUUUUCAAUGCUAAGCCUCAAUCUCUUCAUCCAGCUCUACGUCCAAUUUAUCGCACCCUUUCUAAGGAGGAAUGACACACAAGUUGCUUCUAUAAAAGCAUUUUGAAUGGAAAUAAGACGAAAAUCAAUGAUCAUGACUCUUCAUGAGGCUGAUAUUAUCUUGCAGUAGUUCGACCUAUCAGCAGAGUGGUAAUUCAUUCAAGUCCUUGCUGCGAGGAAUGAAAUCCCCGGAAGAACAGCUAAAGAAAAUUCUAUCACCUCUCACACUAAAAAAUCUUGGCAUGGAGUUGGUGUUUGUGAUCUUGGCAUGGAGUUGGUGUUUGUGAUCUUGGCAUGAAAUUUCUUAUUUUCUCGACAAGGUUGCCAUAAUGGCAGAAGAUAAAAAUAAGUAGCAGAAUCAUUAGUUAAUCCAUGGAGACUUUGUAAUGUGCAACAAGAGGAAGAGCCCAAAUGUGUGUUUGCAGUCCCAAUUUGGGCAGCCGCAUCACUAUUCACUACUCCACAUUGCCGAGUCACAAAAACAACAACAUGCUGUGUUCCAAGCCCUACAAUCUGAACAUUGGCUUCAAAUUUCAAAUCUCAACCGCAGCAGAUACAAUCUUUUCAAUGCUAAGCCUCAAUCUCUUCAUCCAGCUCUACGUCCAAUUCAUCGCACCCUUUCUAAGGAGGGUAAUUCAUUCAAGUCCUUGCUGCGAGGAAUGAAAUCCCCGGAAGAACAGCUAGAGAAAAUUCUAUCACCUACGAUGUUGCUGUAGACGAUGUUGCUGUUACUGGGGUUCUCAAAUCCAAAUGGUCAGCAGAUUUAAAAGAUGUUUGCUGUGAUCUUGAGCUUGUAUUAGUUGCUAACCAUGUGAGGAAGCUGGUCUUCCUCUGUGGUUGCGCCCAUAUGAAGUCCUCCCUACAUCAUCAUGCAGAACACUGAUCGAAACUAUUUCAGAUAAGGUUUCACGUGAACUGAGGCAGUAAAGCUAAAGUGAUGAUGAAUUUUCCCAUUGAGUCACUUCUAUUUCUACAAAGGAGGAGAAUCAUGAAGAGAAUUUCAGUGAAUGUUACCAUUGCUUUAAUGUCUUCCAACAAUCCAAUGGGAGAUAUUUUGUAUUAAUGCAACAUUAGGAGAAGAAGUCCAAUGUGUGGAUGCAGAAAGAAGUGCUCACAAUACUAGUUAGAUUGCAAUCCUCUGUCCCAAAGAGACAGUUGCUUUACUGCAGUUUGCUCCUCCUACCUGGAAAAUAUGUGGCCCUAUUCGUGAAAGCAUGAUGCUAUCUUGGUCAUGCUUUGCUGCAGUUCAUUAGCCAUUUAUGAGAAAUCUUUUUGCUUACUAAAAUUCAUUCAUUAGAAGCUCUGUAGAAAGAAUGGCCGGAUAUUUUCUGGUUUGCUACACAAUGUCAAAGAUAGACAUAAUGAGAAUCUCUUGUUGGGUGAGAAAGUUCCUAUCAUGCACAUUGAUUUAGGCUUUAUGCUAUCUGACUCGAACUUAUUGAUUUUGGUCGUUAUAUUGUAGGGCUGGAGUUUUUGUACAAUUUUCUGACAUUUAACUUUAGUAUCUCAUGAAUGAUUUAUUCCAUGAAUGUAGACACAUGUCAUGGAUUUUGAUACUCAGGGAGUCAUAAAUCUAUUGUACAUUUGUACUCGAUGUUCCUAUUUUUUGUUAUUUUUGUUUCAUAUAUACAUUCUUCAAUGAAUGUGAAUUGGGUGAUACAAUACUGUCAUAAUAACAAAGAUCAGUUUUCUUGGGCAG